Messenger RNA from Harmonia axyridis, 1290 nucleotides. RefSeq names its product transcription factor A, mitochondrial (gene TFAM). The record is from RefSeq and is a predicted model, not a curated record. The transcript is spliced from 3 exons. Gene Ontology annotation, molecular function: transcription cis-regulatory region binding. Bases 171 to 938 code for a protein of 255 amino acids. NCBI's taxonomy places the organism in Eukaryota, Metazoa, Arthropoda, Insecta, Coleoptera, Coccinellidae.
UUUGUAGAAACGAUAAGCCUCAACUCUAUCGCUAUUUUCUAUGAUAUCAUUCAUAGAUUAUGAUUAUUAACUUAACCUUGCAUAUUUUGAUUUUUGAAUCUAAAAAAAGGCUAUAAUCAUAAUACUUUUAUGGUACUUUUAUUAUACGUUUUGGCUGAACUCAUGGAAUAAUGUUUUCUAAUAAUUUGAUAUCCAAAGCUUUUAAUGUUGGAAGAUUAUUUAUUCCACACAACUUUUUUUAUAUUCCGUUAGCUGGGGUGAAAACUAAAGAUGUUAUUAUUGAUUUACCUGAAAAACCCAAAAAACCUGUGGGUCCGUUUUUCAGAUUUAUAAAAGAUCAUAAACCUAUUCUUCUUAAGGAUAAUCCAGAAUUGAAGAUUACAGAUGUUAUAAAGAAAUGCGCAGAAGAUUGGAAAAAUAGCAGUGUAGCAAUUAGAGAAAAAUAUGACAAUGAAUAUAAGAAAGAAAUAGAAGAUUUUAACAAAAUAUUCCUGGAUUAUUCUAUGCGGUUGACUGAGGAACAGAGAGAAUAUUUAAAACAAUUGAGUAGAGAAAAAACUGCCAGUAAGAAAAAAAGGAAAUUGAAGCAGAAACUUAAGGAAUUGCAUAAACCAAAGAAACCUGCGAAUGCAUUCUUUUUAUAUAUUAUGGAUCAAGCGAGAACAAAAGGACAUACUGCCGCAGAAGAAAUGAAAAGUAUAAAAGGGUCAUGGUACCUCCUAGAUGAAUCUGAAAAAAAAACAUAUUAUGAUAAGGCAACACAACUUAUGGAUAAGUACAAGGAAGAUCUGCUUAAGUGGGAGAAAUCAAUGAUACAAGAAGGCCAUAUUGAUGUAGUCCGUCGCAAAUCUCUUGAAGAGAGAAGGCCUCUUACUGCCAAAAAGGCGAAAGCUCAGAAAAAGAAAACAUCCCGUGAGAAUAAAGAUAAAAACGAAUAGGAAUUAAGUGUCUUUACCCAUCAAGUGCCGCCAGAGGGUGAAGAUAAACUGUUUCAUAUUGAAACUGGUUAUUUGAAUGGGAAAAUUUCUACAGAAGUGAAAAAAAAUAUAUGUUAUGAUACUCCAAUAAGUUCAAAUAAUUUAGUUUCCUCGGAUAUAAAGGCGGAUAGUACUUCAGAAAAAUUGGAAGAACGAGGUAAUCAUGAUUCUGAAAAUGAUAAACAAGGUUUCUUGAACAAGUUGAAAUCAAUAUUUAAAAAAUGAGGAUACUAAUUUUGCUUUGUCUUAAGAUUUAUGCUUUUUUUGAUUUAUGUUUUUUUUUUUAUUUCAAUAAACUAUUUUAUUUCCUGGA